This is a messenger RNA of Salvia miltiorrhiza (redroot sage), 2885 nucleotides long. RefSeq lists its product as uncharacterized. Gene Ontology annotation, molecular function: protein binding. Gene Ontology annotation, cellular component: cytoplasm; Cul4-RING E3 ubiquitin ligase complex. Lineage: Eukaryota; Viridiplantae; Streptophyta; Magnoliopsida; Lamiales; Lamiaceae. The transcript has 5 exons. Bases 616 to 2400 code for a protein of 594 amino acids. The record is from RefSeq and is a predicted model, not a curated record.
AUUUUUUUUUUGAGAAGAAAACAUUUCUUUUUUGAAUUAAGCAAAAGCAAAACAUUUAAUCUUCCUCAGACAACCCACCCCUCCGUUUCGCAAAACUGCAAACAUUUCACCCCUCUCUCUCGCUCUCUCUGUGUCUCUCACACACACACACACGCAUAACCCACAAUCUGGAAAUGUUUGGGUGUUCAAGAAAAUCAAUGAUUGAAUUUUAAUUUUGAUUGUGCCGCCAGCGCUAUAAUUUGCGAAUUCACGAAAAGAAAAACAUAGCUGUGGUUGAGGUCGAUGGCGACGAAGAAGAGAGCGAGAACAAGUUUCGAUUCGGCGAUUGUGGAUGUAUGGAGACGUGAACUCGGCCAACUUUCCUCUAGAAACUUCACAAACAGGCUUGCCGCCUCUGAGGUCUAUUUUAUUAUUAUUAUUUUUUUAGACAAGCUGAGGUCUAUUUUAUUACUUCUCCACUUUGAUAUUUUAGACUCUGUUUGUUAUCGAUUUCAGUAUUGUUUUACUCAUUGGUAUAUAUCUGGAUUUUUUUUUGGUGAAAUCGGUUGCUCUGUGUUUGAUUAUGAGAAAAUUAUUAAUCCCCAUUUUCGAUAAUGUUUGAUUUUCUUGGAUAUUAUGGUGAUUAUUUAUGAGGAUCUAGUGCUUCGUCUUGAUGUCUUGCGAAAACUAGAUAGACACCGUGGAUGCGUGAACACCAUUUGUUUCAAUGAGGCCGGUGAUAUUCUUGUAUCGGGUUCUGAUGAUAGAAAGAUCAUACUAUGGGACUGGGAAUCUGGUCGAGUCAAACUUUCUUUCCAUUCAGGCCAUGCUAACAAUGUUUUCCAAGCAAAGUUCAUGCCUUACUCAGAGGAUCAGAGCAUUGUUACAUGUGCUGCUGAUGGGCAGGUGAGACAUGCUCGGAUUCGUGAAAGCGGAGUGGAGACUAAACUGCUCGCAGAACAUGAUGGGCGAGUGCACAAAUUGGCCAUUGAACCUGGAAGCCCUCACAUUUUUUUUACCUGUGGUGAGGAUGGAUCGGUUCAACAUAUUGACUUGAGAACUGAAAGUGCUACAAGCCUUUUUACCUGCAAGCCUCUUCUUCCCCAUAAGUUUUUCCGUACUUUGCAUCUAAAUGCAAUUACCAUUGAUCCAAGAAAUCCAAAUUUGUUUGCUGUUGGAGGAUCGGAUUCAUUUGCUCGAGUUUAUGAUAUUCGUAAAUAUAAGUGGGAUGGAUCAGCAGAAUUUGGUCAGCCUGCUGACUAUUUUUGCCCCAGUCAUUUAGUUGAUGAUUUAAGUGUGGGAAUAACAGGGUUGGCAUACUCUAAUCAGAGCGAGCUUCUUGUAUCUUACAAUGAUGAGUUUAUAUACCUGUUUACAAAGGAUCAUGGAUUAGGACCUAAUCCAUCAAUUUCUUCUCAAGUGUCCGAUCGCAGUGAUGCUGGUGGUUUGACCACUGAUAAUCUUCCAGGUUCAUCUCUUUCAAAUGUUGAGGCUAAUAUAAAAGCUGCUCCACAAUCGUACAGAGGGCAUAGGAACUGUGAGACUGUGAAGGGUGUGAACUUUUUUGGCCCCAAAUGUGAUUAUGUUGUGAGUGGAUCAGAUUGUGGUCGAAUUUUCAUUUGGAAUAAAAAAGGUGGGAACCUUGUCCGAGUUAUGGAAGGAGACAAGCACGUAGUAAAUUGUGUUGAGACCCAUCCUCAUGCUACAGUGUUAGCCAGUAGCGGAAUUGAGCAAGAUAUAAAAAUGUGGAUUCCAAAAGCCAUUGAUAGAGCCAUUCUACCCACAAAUAUUCAGAAGGAUAGGGUCUUGAGUUUGAUACCUCAAAGAUUUGGUUUCUUUUCCUUUGGUGGUUUCCUUGAUGACAAUGACGAUGAUGAUGACUUCGUCUGUUCGGACAAUGAUGAUGAUGAUGAUGAUGAUGAUGAUGACGACGAUGAUGAUGAUGAUGAUGGUGAUGAUGAUGAUGAGGAUGACGAAGAUGAUGAUGGUGACAGUGACGGUGAUGGUGACAGCGGUGAUGAUGAUGAUGACGAUGAAGGUAAGGAUGACAGUGAUGAUAAUAAUGACGAUGAUGGUGGUGGCCAUUGCGACAACGACGACCAUAUCGCCGAGAACUAUGACCAUGGCGGGAAUGAGGUUUCGAAUGAUUGGUUGGAGGAGGAAGACAAUAAUGAGGGAGGUGAUAGUACUACUGAUUUUGUUAUUGAUAGAGACUUGUAUGAAGACUGCGGAUCUGAUCCCGAGACCUAUCAGAACGAAAUCGAAAAUAUCAGCGGAUCUGAGGGCUAUGGUGACACCUAUGAGAAUGAAAUCGAAAAUAUCAGCGGAUCCGAGGGCUAUGGUGAUGCCUACAGUGCUGCUUCUGAUGAUUUUUUACUUGACAUCUCUGACAAUUAUAAUUGCAACGAUUCUGGCUGGUGAUAGAGACUACUACAGUUGAUUUUGACAUGUUGUUGGAUGGUUUUGAGACGAUGCAAAAUGACUCUUAAAUAAGUGGGAUGCCAUGUUUUCUGUUGCUGCUGGUGGUGUUGUUGGUGAUGAUCAUGCCUUCUGAUGAUUUUGCACUUUGUAUUUCCAGACGAUGCCCGGAUCGAGGGGUUGGAUGCACCGUAUGGUCUCUCCGGAGGAUCUAAUGUUGCAGCUUCUUUCUCUCCCGAGGCAGAGGACGGCCUCCGAGAGCCGUGGAGAUCAUUCCGGCGAUCUGCUGCAGCUUCUUCUGACAUUCGAUGCCAACAGCGAUGACGAUGCUGAGACUGUCCCAGUUUAGGGUAACAUUCCGGUGCACCAUGUAAUUAAUAUGAAUGAAGAAUAAACAUGUUUGUUUUCACCUUGUUAGCAUUAUUGCUACUGAAUCUGUGAAUCUUUGGUUUUAAUUUUCAGUUAGUGUCGCCCUUUUGAAUUUUCAA